Molecule: messenger RNA, 1623 nt
Organism: Daphnia magna
Lineage: Eukaryota; Metazoa; Arthropoda; Branchiopoda; Diplostraca; Daphniidae
Exons: 3
Coding region: 304-1143 (279 amino acids)
Source: RefSeq, a predicted model, not a curated record
CUUAAAAAUGAAUUGAAGGAUAAUGCAAAAUGGAUCUGCACGACAGCCGAUGGGUGGACGUCUAGAAGAAGAUCAUUUAUUGGAAUCACUGCCCAUUGGCUAAAUCAGAAUCUGAAAAGACGUUGUGCAUGCCUAGCUGUCCGCCGAGUUGUUGGCACGUGUGAUUAUGACGUUAUUGCGAAGCUUCUUGAAUCGGUGUAUGAGGAGUUCGACAUCUUGGACAAAGUUAUUGCGACCAUCACUGACAACGGAAGCAACUUUGUCAAGGUCUUUCGUUUUAAUGGAUCGAAUUCCAAGCACUAGAUGAUUACCCCCACUGUAACUACAGUACCUGCACCGGCCAUGACUGUACGAGCGAGCACAUCUAGUGCUAAUAAAUCAAAUCGACUGGUUAAAGAAGAUGCUGAUAUUUUGGAUGUGCUUGACGAGGAAAAUUCUGAAUUUGACGAAACAGACGACGAUUGGGAUGAUAUCGGUGGUGACCAUGUGGUUGACGACCGAGAAUUAGUCGAAAGGAAAGACGAGGACCCUCAUGAUGAGGAACACGAACGCCACGAAUCAGAUAUAUUUGAUCAAACUAUUUCUUUGACGGGCAUUUUAGAUGAACGUUUCACAUCUGAGAACGUCUACGUCUUUCCACCACAUCGACGCUGUGCAUGUCACACGUUGAACCUUAUCUGCAAAUGCGAUAUUUAUAAGAACAUGGAACCUUCUCUGAAGAAACUUUUCGAAUCAACAGAUAAGAAAUUUAAGGCAAUAUGGGCCAAACAAAAUCGAAGCGCCAAAGUUUCUGAUAAUAUCCGCAAGCCCCUCGGCAAACUGUUUAUUAUAAAUAAUGAGACCAGGUGGAAUUCGUACUACAAUGCCAUAAAACGAGGCAAACAUUUCAUCAAUAAGAAGCGUUCCGAGCUUAAAGCUCUUUUUGAAGUCUAUGGUAUUCAGUAUUUUCGCCCGGCCGAAGAAGAACUGGUGCGUGAAUACGUGAAGAUAAUGAAACCUAUGUCAGAAGCUCUGGAUGUCCUUCAAGCGGAUGUGAAGGUUUCGAUCGGAUAUCUCUUGCCAACGCUGCCAUUCUUACUCAAAAACUUGAGAUGCUGCUUGGUAAUAGGACGAUUAAGCAUUGCAAAUCCCUCGUCAGAGUAAUGAUUUCGUCAAUCAACACUCGCUUCCAAGACUGUUUUGAGGACCAGAAAUUAAUCUUAGCAGCCAUUUUGCAUCCUCGCUUCAAAAACAAAUGGAUUUCGAAGGAAGAUAGGGAGAAGAAGACACAGCUACUAAUGAAUACCUUUAAGUCACACAAACAAGAUCCAGUGUGCAGUACGCAAGUGAGCGACAAUAGGAAACGAGGAGCAACAGAAGAUGCCAGUGAAUCUCAAGACAGCGACUUCAGCCCAAGAAGAAAAAAAAAAUAAAAAUGAUUUCUUUAAGAGAUUGUUUGAUCCAGUUGAUGCUUAUGUGGAUAAUGAAAUUUAUCUUUAUUUGUCGGAUAAUUCAAAAAAACUUUCAAGUCUGAAGAAAUAUCCGACUUUAAAACAGCUUUUUCUGAAAUACAACGCAGCACUCCCGUCCUCCGCAUCUGUGGAACGUUUGUUCAGCCUUGCUGCAAGGAUCUUUGUACCGCUG